Molecule: messenger RNA, 3364 nt
Organism: Aureococcus anophagefferens
Lineage: Eukaryota; Pelagophyceae; Pelagomonadales; Pelagomonadaceae
Exons: 13
Coding region: 67-2901 (944 amino acids)
Biological process (GO): intra-Golgi vesicle-mediated transport; intracellular protein transport; endoplasmic reticulum to Golgi vesicle-mediated transport
Cellular component (GO): COPI vesicle coat
Molecular function (GO): structural molecule activity; protein binding
Source: RefSeq, a predicted model, not a curated record
AGUUAACAUAGCUUCCUGCGUCGCUCUAUUCUAUGCUAGGCGGGGGUGGUUGAGAAACGCUGCACCAUGCCACUCCGCCUGGAGAUCAAGAAGAAAUUAUCAGCGAGGUCAGAUCGGGUCAAAUGCGUGGAUUUGCAUCCGCAUGAACCAUGGGUGCUCUCAGCCUUGUACUCGGGGAACAUUUUCCUCUGGGAAAUAGAGACCAGCUCCCUCAUAAAGUCAUGGGAGGUCUGCGAGUUGCCCGUUCGCUCCUGCAAGUUUAUUGCGCGUCGGUCACAAUUUAUCUGUGCAUCCGAUGAUAUGCGGCUGCGUGUCUACAAUUACAACACAAUGGAAAAGAUCAAGGACUUGGAGGCACAUGCAGACUAUAUUCGUUUUGUAGAAAUUCAUCCUAUCAUGCCGUACAUAUUGUCAUCAUCGGAUGACAUGUCAAUGAAGCUUUGGAAUUGGGAGCAAAAUUGGGAGUGUGCUUCGACAUUUGAAGGCCAUGCACACUACGUGAUGAUGUGUAAAUUCAACCCAAAGGACACCAACACGUUCGCUUCUGCAUCCCUGGACAGGACUAUUAAGGCAAGUUAUGCCAAUGUUUGGGGCCUGGGAGCACAACAGCCACAUUUCUCCCUGGAAGGGCAUGAUCGAGGUGUGAAUUGCCUCGAUUAUUACCCAGGAGGUGACAAACCGUAUUUGCUUACGGGGGCGGAUGACAAGACCAUAAAGAUCUGGGAUUACCAGACGAAGGCCUGUAUCCAGACACUUGAAGGGCAUUCAAACAAUGUAUGUUCGGUCUUAUUUCACCCUCGCCUUCCGGUGCUAGUCUCAGCAUCAGAGGAUGGGACCGUUCGUAUUUGGCAUGCCACGACAUACCGUGCAGAAACAACAUUAAAUUAUGGGCUAGAACGCGCAUGGUCAAUAGCUGCUGCGAAAGAAUCAAAUGGCCUAGCUAUUGGCUAUGACGAAGGCACGAUACUUAUAAAGCUUGGUCAUGACGCUCCGGUAGCUUCACUGGACACGCACACUGGAAAAUUAGUAUGGGCGAACAAUAACGACAUUCAGUCGGCUUCCCUGAAGGGUCUGACUGCUGACUUUUUGGAUGGCGAAAAGCUAAGUUUGGCCGUGAAAGAUAUGGGAUCGUGCGAAAUAUUCCCGCAAGUUGUUCAGCACAACUGCAACGGACGCUUUCUUGUUGUCUGCGGCGACGGCGAAUACAUCAUAUACACAUCCCAGGCCCUACGGAACAAGGCAUUUGGUCAGGCUCUUGAUUUUGCGUGGUCUGCCGUUGGAACGGGUGACUUUGCCAUUCGCGAAUCGUUGUCGCGUGUAAAGAUCUUCAAGAACUUUAAAGAGCAUAGAAUCAUCAAAGCCCCUAUGUCAUCAUCAGAAGGCUUAUUCGGGGGUGCCUGCCUUGCGGUUAGGGGUCCAGAUUGUAUUUGCUUCUUUGACUGGGAUGAAGGUGCUUUCCUAUGCAAGAUCGACGUGCUUCCAUCUGCAGUCUAUUGGAACGAUACCAAAGAGCUUGUACUCCUUGUUUGCGAAGACCUCGCUUUUGUGCUCAAGUAUGAAAAAGAUGCCGUGGACAACGCUAUUUCUGAAGGCGCUGUCUCUCCAGAAGUUGGCGUUCCUGGCGCGUUCGAACCAGAACACGAAAUAUCCGGCAAGGUUGAAAAGGGACAAUGGGUGGGAGAUUGUUUUGUUUUUUCAAAUGGUGCUGGGCGACUUAACUACUUUGUGGGGGGGAAUACUAUGACUCUAGCACACCUCGACCAGCAGAGCACGGGGCCUCUUUUCAUGUUAGGUUACUUGCCAAAGGAAGAUAAAGUUUAUUUCAUGGACCGUUCUCGAAAUGUCGUUUCCUACCGGGCACUUUUAGCUGUACUUCAGUAUCAGACUGCAGUUGUCCGUCGCGAUUUCGACUCUGCAAACACCCUCUUACCCGCAAUCCCCGAAUCAGAACAUUCAUCAGUCGCGAGAUUUCUUGAAGCGCAGGGCUACAAAGAUGUCGCGCUUCAAGUCUCAAAGGAUAUUGAUCACCAAUUUGAUCUUGCGUUAGAGUUGGGAAGGCUAGAUAUAGCAACUUCACUCCUUGAUGAUGCUCCAGCAAAUUCUAAGGACACAACAGAAUCAACAACGAGGUGGAAGCGCCUAGGCGAUCUUGCCUUGGCUAGUUGUGAUAUGGCACUUGCAGAACGUUGUGCUACGAAUUCUAAGGAUCUUGCGGGUCUACUCAUGUUGUACACCGCGACUGGUGACCGUUUUGGUGUGUUGAAAUUGGCAGAGGAUGCGGUGGCUCAAGGCAAGUUAAAUAUAGCAUUUGUUUCGUUUUUUAUUCUUGGGGAGGUCGAAAAGUGCUUUGAGCUGUUAAUAGACACCGAUAGAAUCCCCGAAGCUACACUGUUGGCUCGAACGUACCUUCCGUCGCAUAUUUCUCGCUCGGUGUCGCUAUGGCGUGAGGAUCUCAAGCAAGUGUCAGAGCGUGCAGCUGCCGCCCUUGCUGAUCCUGCAGAAUACCCUAACUUAUUUCCCGACAUUGAUUGGGCGCUCAAAGUAGAAGAUGUGUUCAAACAGAAUCGAAGCAAGGUGGUGCCCGCUUCUGAGUAUCCUACUGCGAAAGAAGAUCUCGACCUUGAUCUCAUUGCUCUUGUUAAAGAACAACACAACACUAGCUCCAAACCGCAUUUGGAACCGGUAGGGCACGAUAUGCCGGAAGCACCUUCCGCUGAAGUCUUGGUUGAUCGUAGCCAGCUAAAUCAGAUCCCGUCAGCUCAGGCUGGAGACAAAAUAGUAGUAUCGCAUGUAACAGAAUCCAGGCCUGUCGACGGUGUAAACAGCGGACCAGAGUUUAGCAUGACCGAUGAAGCCGAUGCAAUCCUAAAUGAUGAUUUUGGUGAUGAUGAUGACUGGUGAAAACUAAAUUAAAGGAAAUCGCACCAGUUGUGGAGGAGUAAUUGCGACCAUUUCCGUGACUAGACCAAGCUUUAACCUCGCAGACGCGGCUAAAUCAAGGGCGUAGGCCCAAUUGAAGGCAGCACCUGGCGCUGCCGAGCUAAGCGAUACCAAUGACAGCGACGCUAUAACACGACUCGAGAAUAAAUAGGUGGCUUGGGAGUGGAGUUUGCACCGUGUGCCUUGAAUGUAGAGUCAGAGUAGAAUUCGGAAAGUGGGAAAUUCGACGCGGAGAUUUGAGGGUCCGGCCGUUGGCCAUGCGCCUACGCAUGGCGGAGAUUAUUGCCAAGUCUGAAUAAAGACUGAAUCGGACGCGGGGGUGCUGGAGCGGGAUGUUCACGUUGGCGAUUUGAAUGCGGCUGGAAAUGGACAUGAGAAACGCAGCGGGACUAGCGGAAGUUAGCUCGCGCUCCCCCUGCGCCCC